GUCUGAUCAUUGAGUCCAGUUGGUUAAUGAGGGACACCAGCUUAAGUCUUCUCUUCUUGCUUCUCACACAUAUGAAUAUAGAAAAAAGGAGCUUUACACAUUCACCCUGAAACCAUGAAAGAUGAUAAAGCUUUGUCCUUUAUCUCUUUCUCCACUUCUUUACUGAAACGAUGUCUUUCUCCAAGUUUUCCCAUUGCAACAACCACUGGGUUUGGCUCAUCUUGUCGUCUUGCGUCUUAAUUGGUUUCAGUAAGAGAAAAAGCUUUCCGCUUCGGACCACCAUGUCACAGCUUCUUCUUCUUCUUCUUCUUCUUCUUGGGGAGCUGAAUCUGAGAUUAGAUAUGUCUAUAACUUGUGAACUCUCGAAUCUCACUUCAAAGAAGGCAAAGGAAUCAAGCGGUGGCAGGAAAUGGAUUAAAAAGCCUCUCUUGUUCUUGAUUCUGUGUGGCUUAACAGUCUCUAUGGUAAUUGUUCUUCUGAUGUUCUCUCGGAAGGAGGAGACAGGUUCUUGUGAUGGAGAAGCUAGAGUGUUGUACAGACAUCAAAACGUCACAAGGAGUGAGAUUCAUGAUUUGGUCUCUUUGUUCUAUGAUUCAGAUCAGGUAACAUCAUUUGAAUGUCGAAAGGAAUCUAGCCCUGGAAUGUGGGAAAAUUAUGGUAUUACAUGUGCCCUGAAUAUGCGUUGCGAGAAAGAAGAGACUGGAGGGGCUCCUUUGAAUCUUGAUCCAUCAGGCUUACAACACUAUAUUUCAUCUACAGCUCGCGUCUGCGAUAAUCUUGAGCAGAGUUUACUGCAAUCCAAAGAACCUGUAAACCAUGACGAAGGACUGAAUUGGGAUGUGUCAACCUAUUUGAGGAAUACAUGGUGGUGUCUAAUCCUUGGUGUAUUAGUGUGCCAUAAGGUGUUUGUUUCUCAUUCUAGAGCACCAACUGAGAGAAAAGAAAACGUAAAUCCGCAAGAGGCUUUAGCUCAUAAGCAGCGUCCUCAGACCGCUUUUAGAGGGGCUGGAAAAUGGAGGAAGAACAUCCUUCUCCUCGGUGUCAUCGCAGGAGUUUCCAUGUCUGUUUGGUGGUUCUGGGACACCAAUGAGAAGAUCAUAUUGAAAAGGAGAGAAACUUUAGAGAACAUGUGUGAUGAACGAGCCCGUGUGUUACAAGAUCAGUUCAAUGUUAGCCUGAACCAUGUUCACGCCUUGUCUAUUCUUGUAUCCACUUUUCACCAUGGUAAAACUCCAUCAGCCAUUGAUCAGAAAACCUUUGGUGAAUAUACGGAGAGAACAAACUUUGAGAGGCCUCUCACCAGUGGUGUUGCGUAUGCUUUGAAAGUCCCACACUCCAAAAGAGAGCAAUUUGAAAAGGAGCAUGGAUGGACAAUAAAGAAAAUGGAAACUGAGGACCAGACACCUGUCCAAGAUUGUGUUCCUGAGAAUUUUGACCCAGCACCCAUUCAAGACGAAUAUGCGCCAGUUAUAUUUGCUCAAGAAACUGUUUCUCAUAUUGUAUCGGUCGACAUGAUGUCUGGAGAAGAAGACCGUGAAAACAUCUUGCGUGCAAGGGCAUCAGGAAAAGGAGUAUUAACAUCUCCAUUUAAGCUUCUGAAGUCAAAUCAUCUCGGCGUGGUGUUGACCUUUGCUGUCUAUGAUACGAACCUACCGCACAAUGCUACAGAAGAACAACGUGUUGAUGCUACUAUUGGGUACCUUGGUGCAUCAUAUGAUAUGCCAUCUCUGGUGGAGAAACUUCUUCACCAACUUGCCAGCAAACAGACAAUUGUAGUGGAUGUUUAUGAUACAACUAACGCCUCAGAUCUGAUUAAAAUGUAUGGCUCAGAAACUGGGGAUAUAAGUGAACAACACAUAAGUAGCCUUGAUUUUGGUGAUCCAUCAAGGAAUCAUGAGAUGCACUGCAGGUUUAAGCAUAAACUUCCCAUCCCGUGGACCGCGAUAAUAUCGUCAGGCUUAGUUCUGAUUAUUACUUUUCUGGUUGGUUAUAUCUUCCAUGACGCAAUCAGUCGAAUUGCAAUAGUUGAAGAAGACUGGCAGAAGAUGAAGGAACUGAAAGCUCGUGCUGAGGCUGCUGACAUUGCAAAGUCACAGUUCCUAGCAACUGUUUCUCAUGAGAUACGGACUCCAAUGAACGGUGUUCUAGGAAUGCUAAAAAUGCUGAUGGACACUGAUCUUGAUGCGAAACAAAUGGAUUAUGCGCAAACUGCUCAUGGCAGUGGCACAGAUCUUAUAUCACUAAUCAAUGAGGUUCUUGAUCAGGCUAAGAUUGAAUCAGGAAGGCUCGAGCUGGAAAAUGUGCCUUUUGAUAUGCGUUUAGUUCUUGAUAAUGUUUCUUCUCUACUCUCUGGCAAGGCAAAUGAAAAAGGAAUUGAGUUGGCCGUUUAUGUGUCUGGUCAAGUUCCUGAUGUUGUAGUUGGUGAUCCGAGUCGGUUCCGGCAGAUAAUUACUAACCUGGUUGGAAACUCGAUUAAGUUCACACAGGACAAGGGACACAUAUUUAUCUCAGUGCACAUUGCAGAUGAGAUGAGGGAGCCUGUAAAUAUUAAAGAUGCAGUGCUAAAACAAAGAGUAGCUUUAGGAUGCAGUGAGUCAGGGGAGACGGUUAGUGGGUUUCCUGCUGUAAAUGCAUUGGGAAGCUGGAAGAAUUUUAAGACAUUUGACAGCACUGGAGAUCAAAACUCUGGCAGAAUCAAAUUGCUAGUUACAGUGGAGGACACAGGAGUGGGCAUACCUUUGGAUGCACAAGGCCGUAUAUUCACUCCUUUUAUGCAAGCAGAUAGUUCCACAUCGCGGACCUAUGGUGGCACAGGAAUAGGUUUGAGCAUAAGCAAGCGUUUGGUUGAGCUCAUGGAAGGAGAGAUGGGGUUUGUGAGCGAGCCAGGGAUAGGCAGUACUUUUUCAUUUACUGGAGUUUUUGGGAGAGCAGAAACGAAUUUUACUAUAACUAAGUAUGAGAGAUUCGAUCUAGCUAUUCAGGAGUUUAAAGGAAUGAAGGCAUUGGUUAUUGAUAACAGAAAAAUCCGAGCCGAGGUCACAAGUUACCAUCUUCGGAGAUUGGGAAUAUCUGCAGACAUUGUUUCAAGUCUGAGAAUGGCAUGCACUUGUAUCAGCAAAUUAGGAAAUUUGGCUAUGGUUCUAAUCGACAAAGACGCUUGGAACAAGACAGACUUUACAAUACUUGACGAGUUGCUAACCUCUACCAAAGAAACCUCUACAAGACCACCAAAGAUUCUACUUUUGGCAACCUCUGCAACUCUUGUUGAGCGCAGUGAGAUGAAGUCUUCUGGUUUCAUUGACGAGGUGCUAAUAAAGCCACUUCGGAUGAGUGUCUUGAUAUGUUGUUUGCAAGAAAUACUUGUCAAUGGCAAGAAGAGGCAACCAAUCAGAAAGCGAAUCAAUCUUGGACACUUGCUCAGAGAAAAACGGAUUCUUGUUGUGGACGAUAACCUGGUGAACAGAAGAGUAGCCGAAGGCGCGCUUAAGAAAUAUGGAGCUGUUGUUACAUGUGUUGAGAGUGGCAAGGCUGCAUUGGCAAUGCUUAAGCCGCCUCACAACUUCGAUGCAUGCUUCAUGGAUCUCCAGAUGCCUGAAAUGGAUGGAUUUGAAGCAACGAGGAGAGUCCGUGAUCUGGAGAGGGAGACCAACAAAAAAGUAGCUUCUGAAGAAGUUCCUGUUGAAAUGUACAGUAAGUUCAGUAGCUGGCACGUCCCGAUUUUAGCAAUGACAGCUGAUGUGAUUCAAGCUAGUAACGAAGAAUGUAUGAAAUGUGGAAUGGAUGGUUAUGUCUCGAAACCGUUUGAAGAGGAAAAGCUCUACACAGCGGUUGCACGAUUCUUUGAAUCUAGUUAAAAGACCAUUGCCCUUGUAGGAUAUUAUCUUUCUCCUUGUAUAGUCAGUUUGUUGUAUAGCUCCAUUAUAUUCAUUCAUAUAAACGCAAACUCUCCUCUCUUGAACUGUAAAAACGGCUUGCAUGUUGUGUACUAAUAGUAAUGGUCCUUUAUGGGAA
Molecule: messenger RNA, 4011 nt
Organism: Eutrema salsugineum
Lineage: Eukaryota; Viridiplantae; Streptophyta; Magnoliopsida; Brassicales; Brassicaceae
Product: histidine kinase 2
Exons: 14
Coding region: 171-3854 (1227 amino acids)
Biological process (GO): phosphorelay signal transduction system; phosphorylation
Molecular function (GO): phosphorelay sensor kinase activity
Source: RefSeq, a predicted model, not a curated record